Molecule: messenger RNA, 4169 nt
Organism: Linepithema humile (Argentine ant)
Lineage: Eukaryota; Metazoa; Arthropoda; Insecta; Hymenoptera; Formicidae
Gene: boss
Product: bride of sevenless
Biological process (GO): G protein-coupled receptor signaling pathway
Cellular component (GO): plasma membrane
Molecular function (GO): adenylate cyclase inhibiting G protein-coupled glutamate receptor activity
Source: RefSeq, a predicted model, not a curated record
UCUUAACCUCGCACAUCGCAGACAGAAAAGAAAUGCGUAAUGCGAUCGUCACGACGAACUGCUAAGGAUGAAAAUUAUUCGAAGGAAAAUUUUGUGAAGCAACAAAAGACGUUAAUGUUAAGAUGUUUGUUCAUUAACAAACAUUAUUUGUGAGAUAGAAUUAUUCAGAAAUGGUGAAACUUUUCGGGGCGAUAGAACUCUUCAAGGACAGUCAAUCACGAACAAAAAUUACGCUGGUGGAGUAGAGUUUUUCAGAACAACGAAAUUAUCCGUGGGAAAAUCGAUGCUUGCGACUAAAGUGGCAAGUUCUUCACCAAGAGUAAAAUAGACCCUGACGUACGUCUAUAAUCAUAAAAAUUGGAGCAGCAAAGCUAAAGAGGGUUGACGCGUGUUUCGUGCCGAUUGUCAAAGACCAAAGUGAUGCUUGACACGCGACUGAAUAUUCAAUCAAAAUUGAUGACUGGAAGGGUAAAUAAAAUUUUCGUGAAGAAUGCCCUUCAUGCAAAACGAUGCUUAUCGCACUGACAUGACGUCAUCCAAGAUUGAAUGCUGAAUACCGAUCACUAAUCGGCUAAUUACAGAAGUAAUAGAAUUGUUAUUAAGAUGUUAUUAAGAUAAGAGAAAUAAUAGAAAUAAUAUCAAACAGCGAUGUAAAGAAUUAUAUAAUCUCACCAUUAUCUCUUUUUGCUUCUAAUCUUCGUAAUGUUAAAUAAAUAAGUAAUGAACUAAUGCGAUAUGUAUUCUACAAGUCUUCGAAAUAAUAUUAUUGAUGAAGACUAUAAGCGUAUAAAAUAAAAGUUAAAACAAAAAAAUGUUAGAGAUUAUUUAAUCAUGUUCUACGAUUAAUUAAACGAUGGCAAAUGAUAUGCUGCUCAAGGCUUCGUUUUUGCUGAGUGUGGUUCCGUUAACUUUGACUACGGACGAGCAAAUCGUGUGCUCUAAAAACAGCACGAUAUUGGAGACCACGGGUGAUGCUAUUUUAACCGUCUUCGUGGACGCCAAUUAUGGACAGUAUUGCAACAUAUCAUCAGUUAAGGGUCUCCAACAAAUAUCAACGGCGCUACAUGUAGUGCGGACUUUGAACAAAUAUGACUACGUACCGGGUGUGAAAUUGGGAUUAAGAUUCCUCGACACGUGUCAAGAUGGGAUUACGGUGUUCAGGCAGGCUUUGCGAACAGCGGUCGAGCGAAAUUGCGCACCGGACUAUGAGAUGGGCGUACUGGUGCCGUUCCAGUAUGGUCCUACAGUGGAUUCCCUACGCUAUUACGGCGGUUUGCUUAUUAACACCUACGGGGAACGGAAUUUCACGGAGCCUACAAUUGACAUUUUAGCGCACUACCUAAGCACAAGGCACGAGAUCGUCGAUCUAGUGCUCGCCAAUGCGAACCACAUUCUCGAUCGUUUCCUGAAGAUCACUAGAAAUGCCGGUGUAUGCGUAAAGCGACAUGACAAGCAUGUCAACGAUAAUAAGGACACGAACGUCACGGAAGCAGUGAUAAUCGCGAUCGGCGAGGGAAGUGACAUACAACAAUGGUUACGAGAGAGCGAGAAAUCGAAGGAUUCCAAGAAGACGUGGCUUCUGUUGCCGCUCGAUAAUCCGGACAUUGAUGAUCUUAUACCAUCCGGAUCGUACAUCAUCAAACCGGAAACUCCUUUCUCCGAUUUCGGCGAAUUCUCAAACAUGGACGAAUUUCUAGAGAACACUACAAAUUUCGCAAACUACUCUCCGUAUCUCAUCGGUAUCGGCGGAGCCGUUGUCGAACUAGCAGACGUUCUCCAGGACAUUCAGAAAGGAAACUGGUCUAUCGAUGACGAGGAGAGUUGUGUCGCGUCACAGUUUCAUCCAGAAUCGAGGCGUGAAAUUCGUGAUUCCGAUGUCUACAAGGCUCUGCACAUACAACCGAAAUCGCACUCGGUAAAAUACGUCGUCGCCACGAAGACGCAGCACGGGCUCGUCAAUGUCGCUUUCUACAAAAUUGAAAUGUCUAAGUUGCGCGUUCAUCCGGAGAGAAUAAUAUCCGAAAUGCCGGGGCUCUGCUUGGGCAAUCUCGUUGGGAAUUGCGAGAACUGCACGAAUUUUCGUGGGCGCUCCGACACGCCUGUUAUUGCGAAAGACAAAACAGACGUCACCGGCAGAAGCGUCCUCAAGAACACCGUCUACGUUCCUAUUUUCCUGAUCGCUAUUGUGUGCGGUACGCUCGCGUGCUGCGUCAUCGUGAUCUUUAUUGUCCGCCGUUUCGCGACCGACGAGAUGCUCGACGGCAAUCCGACCCUCACGAUUGUCCUCAUCCUGGCCAACAUGUUUACCUUGCUAACAACGCUGCCCUUCUGCAUGACGGACGAUUAUUUCGGCACGGAGAAUCUCAAUGCUCGUAAGAUUCUGCUGACUACUCUCGCAUUCGGCCUCACGUUCUCGAUCAUGCUCUCGAGAGCACUCUUUCUAGCCUUGUCCUCGGGCGAUGUUUUCAUCGCUCAUAUUAACGGAUAUCUGCAGAGUCUCAUGACGUUCUUUAUGUGCGGCGUGCAAGUCGCGAUGUCGAUUAUAUAUUUCGUUCUGAAUACCACGGAAUCAGCCGUUAUCGUCAGAAGCCCUAUCUUUCUUGCAUUAUUAGGAUACGACAUGUUUUUAUUGCUUGCGCUGUUCGUCGCUUGCUGCUUCAUCACGCAGGUACAACGCAACUAUCGCGAGGGGAAAUUUUUCUUCGGCACUGCCAUCAGCUUGCUGGUAGUAUGGGCGAUAUGGCUGAUUUGCUUUGUAUUAAUGCAGCCGGAGAAUCGUGACACGAUUGUCUCCUUCGGCACAAUCGGCACAGCUUACUCAAUUAUCUUCGGUGUCUUAAUACCAAGAGUUUAUUAUAUGACCACGCAUCCCCUUAGAAGCAAAAACCCCGGACAAAGAUUCGAUCCCAUCGAUAUAUCACCCGAUUCGAUUGUCAACACGAUCAUCAGACAGUCACGUUACUCCUACGAUAACGUUUAUCCUGCUCAUGAAAGUCAAGUUCCACGAACGCCACCGACAUGUUUGGAUUAUUACGGCAAUCCAAGCCCGGGCUCGAAAUACCACGAUCGAUGGAGAAGUGCGAAUCACCGCGAAAUGCCUGGCUACAGUAAUUACGGAUUUCAAACGGAAAUGAAGGAGAUCGACAGUGCUCACGUCGCGCCGCGAACACGCAUUGAGAACAAAGAGUCUCUAAGAAAUCUUGAAGUGGCACCAAAUGACGUCAUUUACACGCAGCCAAAAAUCUAUAGAUCGCAGAGGAUAGUUUUGGGAGAAAACAGCAAUAUAAAAAGCACUUGUAAUAGACAUAAUUUGUCACCUAUCACUAAACCACAUCACGAAAUGUAUCCUAUAAGAUAUGCUAGCCCAAUAAAUAUAGCGAGGACAGAAAGAAUCAACGAGGAGGACGAGGACGAAGACGAAAACGACGAGGAGUAUCGGGAAGAUCAGGAGGACGAAGACGCCAGCAGAGUUACCCGCUUUUGACAGUUUUACCUAAUUUGUAUUCAUUUUAAUAUCCUGCGUUACGAAAAAGCUUGUAAAUUUUUCAUCAAACAAAUAAAUAACUUUCUAAUUAGACACUUAAGAAAAAUUGACAGUUUCCAAAACUUUUAAAAAAUUAAAGUGACUGAAAAGUUCAUCAGUAAACAAAGUAUGUAAUUUGUAAGUAUAAGAUUCUAGUUCUCUAUUUUUUUUUUUAAUCUUCUCUCUGCUUAGUAACCUUGAGUAUCUGAAAUUUCGCUAACCAUCGAAUUCUAUUGUAAUUAUUGGCGAACUCGCUGGCCAAUUCGAGGACGGAAGUCCGUCACUGCAUUAAGCGAGGCGGACACGAGCGGAAAGCUGCGCCGUGUGCGGCACAGAAUCAAUUUGGCGUGUACCUCAACGCCAAAAUUGCAUUAUGGUCGAUCGUAAUUUCGCAAGCAGGGUACAGGUGUGUGCUCCGCGAGAAUAUCGAUGACGAGAUAGCGAGAUAGCGGGUGCACAACAAAGGGACUCGCGAAAAUGAAGUUUGCGCUCACCGCAGUGUGACGUAUGAGAGGACAAUUUGCCGUCUGCACGAACGUUUUUCCUUAUCUUAUUUCUCUCCGAUAUUAAAAAUGUAACAUAUAAUAAAUUAGAUGUUGUACACGUGAUCGUCUAUAUUGUUAACAUCUCGAGUUUGAAGAUUAAA